UUAAAUGUACUAGAAGCUAAGGUAUAAUUUUCAAACACAACCACAAUUAUUUCCAAUUCUAAGGGCAUCCAAGUAAAUCUUACACCAUAUUAAUUUCUAUAAAUAGGCUAUAUUUUCUAGCAAAAUCAUCAAACUAAUUAUUUAAUCCUGAAAUUUAUUUUUAAAAAAAGGUUGAGAAAAAUGGAGAGCAAGAGUUUUAUGGUGAUGGUUGCGGUAUGCCUUGCACUGGCAGUCGGCACGGCGGCGCAGAGUGCGAGUAAUGUGAGGGCAACGUACAAUAACUAUAACCCACAAAAUAUAGGGUGGGAUUAUAACACAGCGAGUGUGUAUUGUGCAACAUGGGAUGCUAAUCAACCUUUGUCAUGGCGCCAACAAUAUGGUUGGACUGCCUUUUGUGGCCCUGCUGGUCCUACUGGUCAAGCUUCUUGUGACAAGUGUCUCAGGGUAACAAACAUGGCAACGAAUGCCCAAGUAACGGUGAGAAUAGUUGAUCAAUGCAGCAAUGGAGGGUUAGACCUUGAUGUUAAUGUCUUUAAUCAAAUUGACACCAACGGUCAAGGCAUUGCUCAAGGCCACCUUCAAGUCAAUUACCAAUUUGUUGGUUGCUAAUUCCACUACCUAAUGACUUAUGUAGUCAUCUAGCCUAUGUAACUUUCUUUGCCUAUGUUUUAUGAAUAAUUUUCAAAAUAUGCUACAAUAUGAAUAAAGGACAUCUCAUUGCAUUGACUAAUCUUCUAGUGAGAAAUGAUAUCUCAAUUUCAUAUCUCAA
Messenger RNA from Chenopodium quinoa (quinoa), 769 nucleotides. RefSeq names its product pathogenesis-related protein PR-4-like. The record is from RefSeq and is a predicted model, not a curated record. Gene Ontology annotation, biological process: defense response to bacterium; defense response to fungus. NCBI's taxonomy places the organism in Eukaryota, Viridiplantae, Streptophyta, Magnoliopsida, Caryophyllales, Amaranthaceae. The transcript has 2 exons. Gene Ontology annotation, molecular function: RNA nuclease activity. Bases 181 to 609 code for a protein of 142 amino acids.